AAAUAAUAAAAUGGAAAACUCAGCACUCAUCAUAGUUGAUGUUCAAAAUGAUUUUUGUGAAGGAGGAUCACUUCCUGUGCAAAAUGCCUCUAAGAUCAUUCCGUAGAUAAACAAAGUCAGAAAAUACUUCAAAAAUGUGAUUUUCACCUAAGAUUGGCAUCCUAAAAAUCAUGUCUCUUUCAAAACCAACCACCCUAAUCAUAAAUAAUUGUCUCAGAUGGAAAAGUAAAAUCUUUGGCCAGUUCAUUGUGUCCAAAAUACCUAUGGUGCCUAAUUACACAAAGACAUUCAAAUCAAAAAUGGUGAUCACUUUGUUCUAAAAGGAAGAAACUCAAAAUACGAUAGCUAUAGCGGAUUUGGAUGCAAAGAAGAUAAGACUAAUUUACAUGAAAUUGUACUAAUCAUUCAUAAUAUUUUAGCUUAAAACCUUAAAUGUGAACACCAUAUAUGUUGGAGGAUUAGCAUUUGACUAUUGUGUUUUGUUCACUGUCUUGGAUGCCAUCAAAUUAGGAUACUAAGUAAAUGUCUUAAGAGAUUGUACCUAAGCAAUCGACACAGAAAAUGCAAAAACUAAAAUAGACUCUUAUUUUCAGGAAACCCGUCGUUAGGACAGCUCAAUUUUAGAAGAUUCCUUACAAAUUUUAACUUCUUAUGCAUUAGAAGAAUGA
Messenger RNA from Paramecium octaurelia, 668 nucleotides. NCBI's taxonomy places the organism in Eukaryota, Ciliophora, Oligohymenophorea, Peniculida, Parameciidae. The record is from the annotation of a GenBank genome assembly.